AUGGUUUGUUUCAAAGAGCUGACGGAGCUGGAGCCCGUUGUGACGAAGGGCGGAAGGUCUCGUGCAGUCCGGAUCGCACAUGCUGCCUUGGUGCACUAUGGCUAUCUGGAUGCACCAGGAGAUUGCAGUGUGGACGAGUUUUGCGAAAGCGAUGCGCCGGAGAUGUGCCAGGAUGCUUCGCCGAAGGCUGCAUCCAAAGCCUCCUUGCUGAGCAGAGCUGGUCGCAUGCUGACUGCGGUGACGGGGAGGGUGCCGUCCAUGCGUGUGCCCCGGGUCCGGCACAUGGUGUCCAAGGCUUUUCGGAGCUCUCAGCCAUCCGAGGCAGUGUCAAAAGUGCCACUGCGGGCGGAGAGCGAAUGCGACGUCGGCCAUACCCUUGCCGAGGCCUUUGACUUCGUGCAAGGCGCCGCUGCGGACGCAGUAGCAGAAGUGACGGGGGUGCUUCCGAACGCAACGGACAUGCUCCCGGGUCUUGUGGUAUCCAACUCCUCGGAAGCAGGGAAAAAUCAGGGAGAGCGAGUUGAUCGAGAGGCAGCCGACUGUGCCUCGACCAUCAUCGCGGACUCCGAGAAUGACGAAAAGAAGCGCGAGAGAGCGACUAGUGCCAGUAUUGUGCUUGACUUUCCGGUUUCGUCGGCAAUCAAGGCUGCUGACGAUCUGGAUCUUCUCUUGGAGGAAGACGACCAGGACGGUCCAUCAUCGGAUCCGCCAACAGACGGUGCAAAAUUACCUCAUCCACCGACACACCAUGAAGUGUUGUCCAGCCGACAGUGCGAUUUGCGCCGGUUCAACAAACACGUGAGCGAGUCGCCCGAUCAGUCGCGAGAGGUGUCACAAGAAGAAGCAGAGGCUUUUGAGUUUGCGCCCGUACUCAGUGAAGAGCUCGAAUGA
This is a messenger RNA of Symbiodinium sp. CCMP2456, 891 nucleotides long. NCBI's taxonomy places the organism in Eukaryota, Dinophyceae, Suessiales, Symbiodiniaceae. The record is from the annotation of a GenBank genome assembly.